GUACUCUUUUUUUUUAAUAUUAAAUAUUUUAACCAAUCAAAAUAUAAGUUUAUAUAAAUAUAAAAUACUUUGAAAAUUUUUAUUAUUCAUUUAUCGUUUUUUUGUUUGCUUUUGUAAAUUUUUUAAAAAAAUCACGUAAUUAUAAAAUGACUGGACGAGGCAAAGGUGGAAAAGGUUUAGGAAAAGGAGGAGCCAAACGCCAUAGAAAAGUUCUAAGAGAUAAUAUUCAAGGAAUCACCAAGCCAGCUAUCCGCAGAUUGGCCAGAAGAGGUGGAGUCAAAAGAAUCUCAGGGCUCAUUUACGAAGAAACUCGCGGUGUCCUCAAGGUUUUCCUGGAAAACGUUAUCAGAGACGCUGUCACGUAUACUGAACACGCAAAAAGAAAGACGGUUACAGCUAUGGACGUUGUUUACGCUUUGAAGAGACAAGGACGUACGCUUUAUGGUUUUGGUGGAUAAAUAUCAAUCCCGCAACAGCUGUUCAAGAGCAAAUAAAUACCCAACAGCCCUUUUUAGGGCUACUCAUAUUUUAAAAGAAGUUUAUACUUUGUAUUAUAUAUUUUUUAUUUUUGAUGAUUAAUUGUGAAUGUUCGAUUGAAAUAAGUAAAUUUUAUGUAUAUGGCAUAUCAUAAACUAUUUUCAUUAA
Molecule: messenger RNA, 645 nt
Organism: Gordionus sp. m RMFG-2023
Lineage: Eukaryota; Metazoa; Nematomorpha; Gordioida; Chordodea; Parachordodidae
Product: histone H4
Exons: 1
Coding region: 147-458 (103 amino acids)
Biological process (GO): nucleosome assembly
Cellular component (GO): nucleosome
Molecular function (GO): protein heterodimerization activity; DNA binding; structural constituent of chromatin
Source: RefSeq, a predicted model, not a curated record